UUGAGCAUAUUUUUUAUGCUAAAUGCAGUACCUGUGAGGGUUUCUGGACAAUAUUUGUCAUUGUUUUGUGUUGGUAAUUGAUCUACAAUAAUACAUAUAUAUAUACAUUUGCAUAAAGCAUUAUAUUUGCAAACUCCCAUGUUUCUAAGAGUAUUAAAUACUUGACAAAUCUCCCUCUAAGAGACAUUUUGAACAGAUAAAUGUGCGAUUAACUAUUGACAAUCAUGCAAUUCAAUAUUUUAAUACAUUGACAGCCCUAAUACAAAUAAAUUAUUAAAGUGGUACAAAUAUUAUUUUAACUGAAAUAUGGCCAUCCAAAAUAUAUCACAACCACUGUUAGGUUGGGAACCAACAUUUUAAAAUUAUUGUUGUAAAAUAAUUUUGAAAAAUUAAAGAAAAUGUGGAUGCAAAGAAUGACAGUUUAACAGUCAGUUCUGUAUGUCUAUUGUGGGCUGCUUCCCUGACACACCCAGCUACUGUGGUUCACUGAUAACCUCCAAAUUUGCCCUCCGAAAACACACAUCGACACAUUUGCGCACUACUGAAUGCUAUUGUAUGCCACUGUGAGAUCAAUACUGCACACAGACAUUAGUUCUUCAGGUGGUGCAGGUUUGCUUCCUUGGUCUCUACCCAGGUUCAUGACCUCAGCCUGUGACAGAGGCAUCAAUCUGAUAACACGGAGCCGCUUAAUGUUUAGCUCAAGAUCCACACACACACACAGAGAGAGACACACAGGGAAGCAGAGGGAUUACCACACCACAGAGACCCAUAUGCUGACCAGGGAUGGAGGCGAGAACGCUAAAUGCGAGGAGAACGCAAGGUAGUAAUGACCAAGGGACUGUAGUUGAAGAUGAAGCCCCAGCAGCACCUCAUGGGAGCGGUCCUCUCUCUGCUGCAGCUCGUCUCUACGUGUACGCACUGCACGGCUGCCUCUGUGAGGUGGCCUUCACCGCUGUGUGGGACUGGUGCAGCACCCAGGACAGGAGGCUGGAAGGUCACAGCAGCCUGUGGGCGCUGCCUAUGUACGCCACCGCCAUCUACCUCAUGGAGAUCCUGGGAGCCCGGCUGAUGGCUCAGCGUCUCCCGCUGCCGGUGCGUCUGACGGCCUACACCGCGUUCAUCUACCUCUGGGAGUUCAGCUGGGGGGCGGGGCUGAGGCUGCUGGGGGCCUGUCCCUGGGACUACUCAGGAUAUAGGUACAACCUGGGAGGACUGGUGACUCUGGAGUAUGCGCUGCCCUGGACUGUGGCAGCUUUUAUAGCUGAGCAGCAUGUGAUCAGGAACACUUUGAGGAUCAGACUGCACAACUGAACUGAAUCUGGAAAACUGUGCUUCCAAAUGCAACGACAAAGAAUAUAUGGACAUUGUUUUAGGAACAACACCAUGUUAUUGUGAGUGUUUGACAUUUUGAUGUCAGUUCAUGUGUUUUGAAGUGGGGUUGUAUGAGGUACUUCUCCAUAGUCAGUGUAUUACCUACAGUAGAUGACGGUCAGCACGCCCCCAGUUUGGAGAA
This is a messenger RNA of Sebastes umbrosus (honeycomb rockfish), 1513 nucleotides long. RefSeq names its product transmembrane protein 229B-like. NCBI's taxonomy places the organism in Eukaryota, Metazoa, Chordata, Actinopteri, Perciformes, Sebastidae. The transcript is spliced from 2 exons. The coding region runs from base 784 to 1311 and encodes 175 amino acids. The record is from RefSeq and is a predicted model, not a curated record.